Molecule: messenger RNA, 2728 nt
Organism: Dreissena polymorpha
Lineage: Eukaryota; Metazoa; Mollusca; Bivalvia; Myida; Dreissenidae
Product: inositol polyphosphate multikinase-like
Exons: 6
Coding region: 656-1807 (383 amino acids)
Biological process (GO): inositol phosphate biosynthetic process
Cellular component (GO): cytoplasm; nucleus
Molecular function (GO): inositol-1,4,5-trisphosphate 3-kinase activity; inositol tetrakisphosphate kinase activity
Source: RefSeq, a predicted model, not a curated record
CUCAGUAGAUCUGGCACAGUUCUUUCAGAAAGUUAAACCACUUUGAGGCGACCAUGAACUCGAACUUUAAUCCGUAUUUCGAUUGUGUAAACGGAAAUAAAUACUUGUAACUAUGGUCAAACAAUCGGUCGUAUUUGUUUCGCAAUUUAAUCGCUAACGUGUAACUGACAGGCGCAAAGUUCACCAAUGUCUAUUUAAAUGGAGUAUUAACAUGUCGAAUGUUUAUUGUUCAUUUUGGCUUGUGUAAGAAUAAGUUAUUUUUAUUUUUAACGCUGAUAGCCGCCGAGUCACAAGUUUACCGGUAACACACUUGUUUAAGUAAAAUCGAUUAGAAAACAAGAACGGACAAAAUCUGUUCAUUUAUCGCACUGCCGAGUCCACCGUUACUUUAUUUGUGACGAUAUCGACUUUUCCAUUGGAAUAUAAACUUCAAUAUAAUGUGUACUUCAAUACGGAUUAAAUCUACUUGGUAUUUUUCAUGAGGGAACCGUCUAAGGUGUGCUGUUAGGAUAUUUAGUGUUUUAAUUUAAAACUCAGCGACGCGUUGAUAUGUCAAAAUAAUAAAAGCGAUGUAUGUUUUAACCGGCGUCUGAGAUACGAUGGAUAUCUGCGUAAAGUGUACUGUACGGAUAUAUUAGAAUAUAUAAUCAGGGCUAUGCCACCCGGGGUAUACGGAGAUCUGUUCGUGGAAGCGUGUCUGCGUCUGUGUGGAAAAAAAAGCAUGGACUACAAUGAUACUAAAGACAAGGAUCUACAUCUUCCUAAGGGUGCGGCAAUACCUCGCAGUCAGGUGGCUGGCCACAAACAUGAGGGGCGCUCUAAGUUAGGUAUGCUUGAACAUGAGGAUGGGUACAUCUUGAAGGCGUUACAGAAGCCACCUCGCGGGACGAGGGAGCUGCACUUCUAUGAGAAGAUUUACGACCAGACGUGCACAGACAAGCAUGUACUACAACUCAGAGAGCUCAUGCCUGCCUUUUACGGGGCCUUUCAGUUUCAGGAGUACCCUGAAGUGACAUAUUUGAGGCUUGAAAACCUGGUAUCUAGAUUCCGGCGACCCUGUGUAGUAGACAUCAAGAUGGGUAAGAAGACGUAUGACCCAGAGGCAGGGCCGGCCAAGAUUGCGAAGGAGAUGACAAAGUUCCCAAAUGUUGAAAAGUUUGGCUUCCAGUUCACAGGCAUGCAGACUUAUGAUCCUUUUGAGGAAAGGAUGAAGUUUUAUGACAAGUUUUUCUGCCGCAGCCUUGGCGAAGACGAGGUGGUACUGAAAGGUUUAGGGACAUUCUUCAAUUUCAAGCAUGGCUUAAGAAAGGACGCUAUAAGAGUAAUACUGGAUAAGCUUCUAGAAAUUGAACACUGGUUUGUAACCCAAAAAAGGUUCUCCUUUUAUGCAAGUUCUCUGCUGCUAAUAUAUGAAGGUGACAUGCAACAGACUGACUAUUAUGCCCAGUGUGUGUCCAGCAGGGGGUCACAGCACACUGUAUCUUCAGAUCCGGCUGAUAACGUGUCCUCAGAGGCCACAGACAGUACCGACAUCACAAUAUCUGACACCCUUUUGUCUGAUGUGGAUGUGUCCUCAUCUGGCCAGACAGACAACUGUUCUCUCACUGCCUCCAGUAGUAAUGUCUCUGUGAAUACUGCAUCCACUGCGGGCAGUUCCUCUAUAGCCUCGCAGGGUGGCGGCCUGGCAGAGGUGAAAAUGAUCGAUUUCACCCAUGUAUUUGAUGUAAAUGAACGCGAUGACAACUACCUGUACGGACUGCAGAACCUGAUCAUGUACAUGCGGCAGCUGCUGACAAUGGACUCCUAGUGGAGCCACAGUAGAGCAACGCUAGUAAAAUCUCCAGAAUGGUUGUAACCUAAAGAAUAUAAUAAUCAGGGUUCUCAAUAACUUUUGAGCCAACAGGCCAAAAUGGGAAACCAGCAGGCCUUCCAUGGGGGUCCAGAUUUUUUUUUAAUUGAGCACUUGUUUUCCUGCAUUUUGGGCCAUUUUAUGGCUUUUUAAAUGAUCAACAGGCACUUUCAUUUGAGCAUUUUUUUGUGCAUUUUAUGAAUUUUAGCUUUUUUUACUAACAAAAGAUAAAUACGAUUUUUCCCAAAUAAAGUGUAUCAUAAUUCGGAUAAAUACAACUUUCGGAUACGUAAUUGCACUCGAUUUUUAGGGUCAAUUUUUUUUAUUUUGAGGGGUUUUUUUGCACAAGGUUCCAAGUGGGACAUUUUAUUCUGAUAAGGAAAAAACUUCGAUUUUUGAUUGGGAAUGGGGCCAAACUUUGGCCCUAAAGGAAUGGGCGGAAAAGGCCUGAUCGUCCGUCUACCAUGCACAUUUUGCGUGACACUUCUAGUUUGAAAUGUAACUGAAUUAUAACAAACUUUCACAACAACAAAAACUUUGCAUUAACACAAAAAACACAAGCAAUCAGGAACAAAAAUUCGCCAUGUGAUGAAAAGAACGUCAAAAUAUUUGACUGCUUUUUUACCGAUUCCAAUUUGCGCUUUUCAUUGUUGUUGUUGUUGUAAAGCGUUAAGGGAGAUAAUCAAGCAACAUCUUUGCUUAAUAGCAAAAAGGAGCAAAAUUACCAAAAAGACACGCAAAUUUCGAAAAGUCAAUUGCCAGUUUUCCGAAUCUGAGCGAUUUUCAACCGGCCAAAAUCUGAUUUCAAACAGCUGAUUUGGCCGGCGGCCGGCUCUUAUUGAGAACCCUGAAUAAUGUUUAGUUGUUUUAGAGAAAACC